CGCAAUGUUUAUAUAGACCACAGAGCUCCUCUAUCAGGCUCAGUUGCCUUUCAGCUGUAGUUCACCAAACAAGCAGGAGUCCAGCCAACCGAUUGCUCAGCAUCUAACCAGGAGGACCACCAGAGAGAAAAGAGACAAUUAUACACAAACACUCUGCGCCUUCUUCAUAUUCACACAUGGCCAGCACAUCCAAGUGGACAUUCCUCCAGGCCAUGUGUCUGGUGGUUUCGUUGUCCAUGGCAGUACCUGAGAAUUAUGGAGAGGUUAUCGAGGUGAGCUAUGGACCCAGUUAUUUUAACGAGAUAAAUUUCGAGGACCAGACGGAUGAGGAGACCCCCACACCUUCCCCUGAGCCCUGCAAAGCUCCAGCCUUCACUAAAUGGGACAAGCUCUUCACAAUGCUGGAAAAUUCCCAAAUGAAAGAGAACAUGCUCCUGCAGAACACUGAUGAUAUCAUCAAGGUGGAGCUGCAGAGUCUGCGAGAAGAGAUGUUACAGUUUGUGGCACAGUACAGCGGCUCUUGCGCAUCCGCGGUCGAGAGCUCGGUCCGACGGGUCGGGGCUCAAACGGAGACGCGUUUGCAGAACGCGCUGGACCGUGUGCAAGAGGUCUCAACUGAUCAGUACGCGCAGCAUGAUGAGGCCUUGCAGCAGCUUCUGGCCGCCAGCGUAAGCCAGGCUGUGCGGCUGGAGCGACUGGAGAACGGCUGCUUGAAAUGUGGGGGAGGAGGUCUGGCCUCCCAAUCCAAGAGCUUUCAGGCACGACAUCUCAUGCAAGAAGUGACUGAGACAGAGAACGGAGGUAGGCUGGAGAAGACUCUGGCAACCAUCUCCACUGAGCUGCAAACCAUCCGGGAACAGCUGACCCUUUACAGCAAAUCAGUCUUUACAAACGGCCUUCCAUCAGACUGUGACACUGGGCUGCUCUUCCCCACACGUUCAUCUACAGCUCACGUCGAAGUCUCACCCAAGACACCCUUUCAGACCAGUGCCGCCACCAUUUGCCUGUGGGUGAAACCAACGCAGGUGACCAACAAGACCAUCCUCUUCUCUUACAGCACAACCGGCAAUGCCUACGAGCUCCAGCUGGUGUUGAACGGACAGAGUGUCUUCUUUACGGUCGAUGGCGAAAGCCAUUUGGUGGAAGCUUCAGGGGCAGUUCAAGAGGGCCAGUGGUCGCACAUUUGUGCAGUCUGGAGCUCACAUCAGGGCUUGGCUUCACUUUGGGUGAACGGUCAACAGGCGGCAAGCUCUCCUGGAGUGGCUGAAGGUCAUGAGCUACGCAGCAAAGGAAGCAUACUACUGGGACAAGAGUAUGGACGUUUGUUCAGGCAUCUCAGCAUCCCAGACACAUUUGAUGCGGAGCUGGCCUUCACAGGGAAGAUGACCGGAGUGAACAUGUGGGACCAUGUUUUGGAUUCAAAGCAGAUAUCCCAGCAAGCACGGCUGGACGGGAGCGGUUGUGGGAUCCGUGGUAAUGUGGUGGCGUGGGGCGUGUCUGACAUUGAGCCAAAAGGGGGCGUUAAGCUAAUAUACUAAAUUCCUCUACUGUCUUAACCACCUGAGCCCUGUAUACAAGUCAGCUGAGCUCCUACAAGCACAUAUUAAGAACCUGCUUCGCUACACCUGCACACAACAAUAGUUUUUCUCUCUUUAGAUGUGCGGAAAAUGCUCCCUCAUAGGGAAAAUGUGAUUUAGGUUGAACUGGCUUUAGUCAAGCAAGUUACAAUAGUUAAACUGCUGCCAUUGGAGGGAUGUCAUAUCAUAUAUCUUUUAUGAUUAUUAUUGCAAACUCUUCUGUUUUACAAGAAUGUUUUCAAUUAAUACAAAGUGGAGGGAUUUUAAAAAAUAUAUAUAUUGUGUAUCGUCAAACUAUUUAUCUUGAUUGGUAAUGUUUACAUUCAGAUUUGACUUAAUUUUAAUCUAUUUGUAAUGAAAUACUUCCAUUGUUAUAUUUCCUAUGCAUUUCAAACUAUAUCUUGUGAUUCAUUUUAAAAUAUUUUGUUGUAUGACUUCUGCUAAUAAGUAACUUUUUUGUCUUUGGUUUGUCGUUUUACCACAAGAUGGUUGCUAUGUUUUUUUUGAUGAUGGAACUGUGGAAAAUGUUUACAAAUUGUGACUUUAUUUUUAUGUUUCCGCUGAUGUGAUUAAAUGUAUUAUAAUGUACUUUUUUAAGAGGCUAAGAUGAAUGUAUAAUGUACAUAGAUAUUUUUCUGAGGGUUGGGAAAAACAAACCAUAAUAAAACUGUAAAACUAA
Molecule: messenger RNA, 2256 nt
Organism: Labeo rohita (rohu)
Lineage: Eukaryota; Metazoa; Chordata; Actinopteri; Cypriniformes; Cyprinidae
Gene: ptx3a
Product: pentraxin 3, long a
Exons: 3
Coding region: 177-1538 (453 amino acids)
Biological process (GO): innate immune response
Molecular function (GO): complement component C1q complex binding
Source: RefSeq, a predicted model, not a curated record